Molecule: messenger RNA, 432 nt
Organism: Triticum turgidum subsp. durum (durum wheat)
Lineage: Eukaryota; Viridiplantae; Streptophyta; Magnoliopsida; Poales; Poaceae
Source: the annotation of a GenBank genome assembly
AUGGACGUGCACUGCCGCCAGUGCGCCAAGAAGAUCCGCAAGUCCAUCAGGGACAUGUUCGGUGUGGACAGGAUCUCCGCCUCGCACCAGACGGGGAUGGUGGUGGUGCACGGCGGCGACGUGGACGCGACGAUGCUGCGGUGGCUCCUGCAGCGCGCCAUGGGGAGGCCCGUCACCGUCCUCAGCGACGGCGGCCGGGAGUCGAUGCUGCACUACGAGGGGAUCAGGCACAUGGCGCCCACGCACUACGCGCCGCAUCCGCCGCCCUACGCCUGGGACCGCUCCCCCUACGCCGGCGGCGGCUCCUCCGCGCCCUACCACCACCCGUACCAGCACUGGGCCACGCCGCCGCCGCCGCACCCGCACCCGUAUGGCUCUACGUCGAGCAUGUUUGACGACAGCAUCCCCGGCAAUUCCUGCUCCAUCAUGUGA